Oldenlandia corymbosa var. corymbosa is the source of this 630-nucleotide messenger RNA. The record is from the annotation of a GenBank genome assembly. NCBI's taxonomy places the organism in Eukaryota, Viridiplantae, Streptophyta, Magnoliopsida, Gentianales, Rubiaceae.
AUGAUGAUGACUGAUAAGAGAAAUAGUACAACUGUAUAUGCUCUCCUUUUCGUGCUCUUUAUUUCCCUCAAUUCACCCACAUCAUUUGCAGUUGCAAAGGAAGAUGCCCCUGUUCUCAUGGAGGCAGAACCUCCUGCUGCUGCUGCUGACCAUGAACCGUACCAUGCUGUGAAUGGGUUCUGUGCCCAAAGGCCCAACAGAAAAGACAGGGAAUUCUGUCUCAGGGCCCUUAAAACCGAUCCCAGAAGCGCCGCCGCAAGAGAUCUACUCAGCCUCCUGCAAAUUUCGGUGGAUUUAGCAGUCAAGAAAACAAACGAAGCCCAUCAAUUUUUGAUAACUCUGUCCAAGAAGAAGAAUAAUUCAGCGACGGAAAACCAAUCACUAAAGGCGGUUCUUAAAGACUGCUCAUUUGCCUACAGUUGGUGCCUCAAGGAGUUGGAGAUGAUACCCAGAGAACUGCUGGAUGAUGCUGCAUUGGCUAGCUAUGAUGCACUUAUGGCUAGUGAUGCUUUGCAGAGUUGUAAUGAGUCGUUGAAGAAAAGCAACAUUGCCAAUCAUUCCAUUUCGCGAAUGCAUAGAGAUGUUGCCCACUAUGUUCUCCUCUGCGUCGACAUUGCCAGGGGAAUUUGA